CGAGAGCUCAUUUUCAAUAUUUCUUUAUUUUCUACAAGUCGAGUUAAUAAACUGCACGUGCACAGGCUGCCAAUGGAAUCUUUGCUGUUGCUUUCAACCUCGGAACGUGUCCAGGUCUGAUGGAUGACCUUCUCAUUUAGCGUUGAAGGGGGAAAAAGCUCAGGUUAGGAACACAUCUGUAUGGGUUCUGGAGUAAGAAAUAACUGGUCUAGUGGCGGCUGGCAGCAGCGUGGAGACUCAGGAGAGAGGGAGGCAGUGCUCCAGGCGCUCAGUGUGCCCCGCGCCGUGUAGUGUUUCACGUUGCGUGCGUUCCGUAGAGCCGUCUUGCUGUCAGAGACCAACUCACGCAAAGCAGCGUCGGGGUUACUUUUAGUUGACUAGAUAAAAAGGCACCACUUCAUCAGACAAACCCGAUGAAAAGUACUGUGACGUCAAGUGAAUAGCACAACUGGUGAAUGUUGAUGUAACUAUGAUGAAAUACGAGUACAAGCAACAGUCCACAGAUUAGAAAAAAAUACCAUACUCGCAUUACCAGAUUUCAGCGGCACGUGCCAACAGUUCGCUCCCCCACUUACUCGCUCGCUCGGAAGCAGUUAUUGUGAUAUGAGGGUGAGGAAGUGAGCAGCAGUCCACGCAUUGCUCAGAUCCUCGCCGUCUGCAUUCCUAGGUGCGGUUGAUACGUAUCCUGGAGUGCGGCAGCCGUCACAGGAGGGCACAGCAUCCACAGGACAUCGGAGGAGUGCCGCGUCCAGCCCUCGUGUCUGUACCGGUCUCAAAGUUGGUCAGUGUCUCGAUGGUCACCUGAAAAUUACAGCCAUCUGGAAAAGCGCCCAGAUUGCCCUAAUGGUCCAAACGUCAUUGUGACGCUUUGAAGUUCUGGGAUUACCCGUGAUUUCCUGAGCGACCUAAAUUAUCCGCCCAUUCCCUCGUCGAUCAGCGUCACCAGCUCAGCGAGGCGGCGCGGCGGGUCGUCAUGAGGCGCCUGCUGAUGGUGGUGGCGGCGAUGCUGGCGGGCUCGGCCACCUGUCUGGGCAUUAAGAGAAUCCCCGUGGUGGAGGUCUCAGGGCUUCGCGGCGGGACGGUCGAGCUGCCCUGUGACGUGUCCCACCCUCCUAACGACGAGGUCCUCCUUCUGCUAUGGUUCCGGGACCCCCUCACCACCCCAAUCUUCAGGGUGGACGAGCGGCGAGGGGAGAAGGCGCGAUGGUGGGACGAGCAGGUGUUGGGGUCCCGAGCGCGGCUACAGGUUGGGGCGGUGACGGCUGUUCUAACCCUGGCCGCCCUUAACCCCGCCGACCAGGGACUUUACACCUGCCGGGUCGACUUCCGCCUGCAGGCCACCAAGACCACCCGCAUUAGCCUCGCCCUCGUGGUUCCCCCAGAGAGCGUGAGUGUGGUGGAGGGCGCAGGGGAGGCAGCGACGCCACGGAUCACCUCCAGCAGCGUGGUGGGGCCCUACCUGAGCGGCGAGACGGUCAUCCUCACCUGCACCGCUCAGGGAGGCCGCCCACCGCCGAAGAUACUUUGGUUGGGGAACGGGCGUCUCCUCGACUCUCUCAUGGAGUCCCAGGCUUCAGGAAGCACCAGCGAGCCUCUCAGCCUCCCUGAAGGACUGACGCUUGGUCCUGAAACCCUCAUUACUCCCAAGCCACCGUCACCACACUCCAACAUACUCCCUUCAAGGUCACACAUACGACUAUCAGACGAGGCAGAAGCUUUCAGCACAUCUACUCUCCAGCCCUCCACGCCUCUCCGGCCGUCAUCAGUGCACCGAGGGGAGCCGUACAACACCCUCACGCUGGGCCCCAUCACCCGCGCCCAUCUCAACAUGCGGCUCACCUGCCAGGCCGUCAACUCCAACCUCACGCAGCCCGCCUCCCUCACUCUCACCCUCGACAUGAAUCUGCCGCCCCUGAAUGUUCAGAUCCAACCGCCCGAGCCGUGGCCCCUCACAGCAGGGCGGGAGUACCUCGUGCUGUGUGUGGUGACUGGCGCGCGCCCUCCACCGACCGUCACCUGGUGGUUCGGUCAUCAGAGAGUCCUGCAGUCUUCCCUUGAGACAUCAGAGGACGGAAAUGUGACUAGCAGCACUGUGACUCUACUGCCGCAGCCUGAGGACGAUGGCUCCUACCUACAGUGUGUGGCAGAGACGCACGCCGCACCCGCCACCCUGGAGGACACCUGGGGGCUGACUGUCCACUACGUACCCAAGGCAUCUGCCAGGUUCGGGUCCUCACUCAACGCCCAUAACAUCAAGGAGGGUGACGACGUAUAUUUCGAGUGCUCCAUAAAGGCCAACCCUCGAGCCACCGUGGUGUCCUGGAGCCACAAUAGCAACGAGCUGGUGCACAACGUGUCUGCCGGGGUGAUCAUCAGCAACCAGAGUCUCGUGAUGCAGCGGGUGGCGAGGGCCCAGGCUGGCCACUAUGCCUGCCACGCGCGCAAUGUGGUGGGCCUUGGCACCUCCAACACCCUCACGCUGGAUGUCAAGUAUGCCCCUGUAUGCUCGCCGGGCCAAAUCACCACUUAUGCCGUGGCCCGCUACGAGGACGCCGAGGUGAGCUGCUCCGUGGACGCGAAUCCUGAGCAGCACACCUUCCGCUGGACGUUCAACAACACCGCAGACACCAUUGACGUUCCGGGCAGCCACUUCAGCACCUCCAGCGGCCACAGCGUCAUCACUUACACGCCCAUGACGGAGCUGGACUACGGCACGCUGCUCUGCUGGUCCACUAACGACAUCGGCAGCCAGAGGGAGCCCUGCGUCUUCCACAUCGUUCCGGCAGGCAAGCCCGAGCCACCUGGAAACUGUUCGGUGUUCGACGGCACAAGGACCUCAGUGCGGGUGCGGUGCGCGGCGGGGAGCAGCGGAGGUCUCCAGCAGACAUUCACGCUGCACGCCAGUCUGCAGGGAAGCCUCCACGUCCUCAACCUGACGGCGGACUCCACUCCAGACUUUCUAGUAGGCGGGCUGCAGGAGGGGGGCCAGUACCAGCUGGAGGUGCGGGCGGUAAAUGAGCGAGGCCGCAGCACUGCCGCCCAUCUCACUCUCACCAGCGCGCCUAACGGCUCUGCUUACCAUCUGCACGACGGGCCCUUGGAGGCGGAGGUGCGCGAUGGUGGACAGACAGCGGCCGGCCCGAGUACAGGCACGACGGGCAUCAGCAGCAGCAGUGGCAGCGGGAACUCUAGCCUGGACGCCCUUCAGCUGCCUAACUUUAUUCUGGGCGUAUUGGGCGCGGGGUCUGGCCUGCUGCUGCUUCUUAUCCUCCUCCUGCUGCUUCUCACGCUCCGCCACAAAAGGCUUCUGCCGCCUCGCCUUCAGGCAGAGCGUCAGCUCCACGUCAGAAGGGAGACAGAGACGAGGUGUGGCCCGGAGUCUCUGCCCACGACGCCUGACCAUGACACCACCUGUCUAGAGAGAGACUUGCAGGUGGAGGCUGAGAGCGACGCAGACCCCGAUGUAAUCCCACUGCAGACCUCCUGCCGCGGCUGUGAGAUGGAAGCGGCCCCCGCGGCGACGCUCUUACCACCUCACCGAUACUCCUACGCUGCCCUGCCCUCCACGAUGAGUAGCCCCAAGUACAGCGGGAUGGGGGCGCCGCCGUGCAGCCAGGGAGGUGAGUGUCCAGCACAGCAGCAGAGGCCUCACCCCGUCCACCACCAGCAGCACCCCUGUCUCCACGACCCUUCGUUAUCCUCCACACUGCCUAGGCGGAGUCCUCUCGCCCCUGCUGCUCUCCAGAGUCGCUGUGCUUCCAUUAUUAACCUGCCACAGCUGCCUUUCCUGGCCGUGGAGGCGGUGGGGCCCCCGCCCAGGCAGUACCUUGCCACUGAUAAAAAGCGAGUGUCUUUCGCAAGUCCACCAAACUUUGAGGAAGACGCUCCCAGUACGCCGCUGCUCAGGAAGGGCGACUCCUCCGUGUGACGAAAAAUUUCACGAGUUAGUGUACCGAGUGGUGGCGCUAAUCCUUCCAGGCCUGAGAAACUGUGAAGUUCAGGGUGGCGACACGCUUCGUGUAACAAUCUGCGUUAUGACGUGAACGCUGCAGUGGCCACGUGAAAAUGUGUGCACGAGUCACCGGGUACGUCCCUCCGAAUAAACUUACUUGGAAUGUUUUAAAUCGACAAUAAGUUGGUGAAGUGGUUGCUCUGCAGCAGAUCCUCCACAUGGACCAGCCCAAUCACCGCCGUGCCUUUCCCCUCGUACUGACUUCCUAUAUCAGUGUUCGUGUGUCUGUGUCUUUUUAU
Scylla paramamosain (green mud crab) is the source of this 4251-nucleotide messenger RNA. Its product is annotated as nephrin-like. Bases 974 to 3928 code for a protein of 984 amino acids. Lineage: Eukaryota; Metazoa; Arthropoda; Malacostraca; Decapoda; Portunidae. The transcript is spliced from 15 exons. The record is from RefSeq and is a predicted model, not a curated record. Gene Ontology annotation, molecular function: protein binding.